AGAUUUAAGGACUCGGAGUACAGAGUGUUCGAUGAUCAGCUUUUCGGAGGUUUCAAUGUGGACAGCCUGGAGAUAGAACAAGCUACGCGUGUGUUUUUUUUUUUUUUUUUUUUACUGGCUGUUUGCACAUGCAGUCCUCGGGAAAGUUAAAGGGGCCCGGUCUCAUUGGAGGGCGCAUAGUAAGAGGGCAGCUGGAAGCAAAGGCAACUGAUGGUCUUCUCUGAUCAGCACGAAGUAUUUUGCACUAAGGAGGAAUUCAUGGGAAGGGGGAGGCGCCCGAGCGAGGCGAGCGGCACGACUGCUGCCAGAAUUUGACAAUUAACCUUGAUGAGCACAGAUUGGUUUCACUUAACAGGCGCAGGUGCGUGGAGUUGGCGAUACGGCGCAGCUGAGCGAUUCCACGUUUCUGACUGUACGGUGACGCAUUUUAUGCCAAACAGAAACUACAUGGAGAGAGGAUUUUGCAGCAGAUGAUUUUGUUUGUCACGGGACAGGAUACAUGUGGCAAUGGGAGCCGGUCCGAUACCCAUCCUCUCGCAGAAUCCGAAUUCAGAAGCAGUGCUAUCUUGAUUUGAUUUGGAGAUCUAGAGUCUUUAAGCUAUAUCGGAAUUUGACCGCCGUGUCAUUGCCCAGUCUGAUAUCCGGCAGCUGAAAGGCAUCUUGUUAACGGCGAAGAGGAGAGGGGGGGGAGAAACUGUCCGCUUCACUACUCUCCAUCUGCGCCCUGGACGGCAUAAAAUGAGGACGACAUCCCGGCUGUCUUCCGUGUGAAGAGGCAAGUGGGGCGGCUGUUUCUUUGGCUGUUAAGGACGCAAAAAUAGUGGCCGCCGGCCAAGCAGCGAAACAUGGAGCGGGACGACACCGACACCGUGAGCGUGUCCAAAAAGACAAUAAUUUCAAAGAUAUUUAAAGUUCGCAAGAGGAGGGAGAUGCUUUUCGUUCAGGUGUGCUUUAUCUGCAGUGUCCUCUUCGUGGCGUGGAGCAUGUCGGCGCUGUUGACCAAGACAGGCCAUGGGAUGUUAGUGGAGGGACAUCCGGACUCUGAACACUGGGGAAGACGGCUAAUGGCUUCAGUAGGAGACAACGAAACGGAGCAGAACUGUUCAGCGCCAGCAAUACACGAGUUCCCCACUGACCUUUUCACCACUGAUGAACGGAAGAGCGGGGCCAUUGUGCUCCACAUCGUGGCGGCACUCUACAUGUUCCUGGCCCUGGCCAUAACAUGUGAUGAAUACUUUGUGACAUCGCUGGAGAAGAUCUGUGAGAAAUUAGAUCUGAGUGAAGAUGUUGCAGGAGCCACUUUUAUGGCAGCUGGCAGCUCUGCACCAGAGCUUUUUGCAUCUGUCAUUGGUGUCUUCAUCACCCACGGUGAUGUGGGGGUGGGUACAAUCGUUGGCUCAGCAGUCUUCAACAUCCUUUGCAUCAUUGGUGUCUGCGGGAUCUUUGCUGGACAGGUGGUGAUUUUGACCUGGUGGGCAGUUUUCAGGGAUUCCUUCUACUACAUUCUGUCUGUUUUGGCUUUAAUUGCAUUCAUCUACGACGGCAAGAUAGUUUGGUGGGAGAGUUUGAUACUGGUGGUCAUGUAUGCUGGAUACAUCCUAGUCAUGAAAUUCAACACCAGCAUGCAGAGAUUUUUCAUGGGGUCGAAGUCGAAAAAGAACGUGGCCAAUGGUAACGCUGCGGCCAGCAGUGAGAUGGAGGACGGUAAUGCUAGUUAUGACUAUGUUUGGGAUGACGACCCGUCAUCGCCUUUGCUCUCAUCAGUCAAGCCCACCAAGGCUUACAGCCGUGGAUCAGUGGUGAUGGUGGACGAGAUCAUGAAUGACAGCCCUUCUAAGUUCAGGUUUCCAGAAGCUGGCCUCCGUAUCAUGGUCACCAGCCAUUUUGGACCCAAGACCCGUCUGCGCAUGGCCAGUCGCCUCAUCAUUACAGAGCGCCAGAAGUUGGUCCAAGCUGCCAAUGGAGUGGAGACCCAAGUGAUUGACGGGAAGGUAGAAAUCGAGAAUGGAAAUGUACCAGAGGACAAACCCACGGAGGCGCCGGAAAACGAUACAAUCUCACCGUUUCAUGUUCCAAAGGGAAUUGGAAGCAAGUUGAAGUGGCUGAUAUCCUGGCCUCUGCUGCUGUUGCUGUUUGUUACCGUCCCGAACUGUGCCCUGCCUCGCUGGGAGAAAUUCUUCAUGGCUUCCUUCAUCCUGUCCACUGUCUGGAUUGCAGUCUUCUCCUACUUUAUGGUCUGGAUGGUGACUGUAAUCGGGUUCACUCUGGGAAUCCCAGAUGUCAUCAUGGGCAUCACUUUCCUGGCAGCAGGCACCAGCGUCCCAGACUGCAUAGCCAGUCUAAUUGUGGCUCGGCAAGGUUUGGGAGACAUGGCGGUGUCCAACACUAUUGGCAGUAAUGUGUUUGAUAUUCUCGUGGGACUUGGUGUUCCCUGGGCGAUACAGACUAUGUGUGUGAGCUAUGGAUCAGAGGUGAUGAUUAACAGUCGGGGCCUGGUGUACUCUGUGGUGCUGCUGCUGGGCUCUGUGGCCCUUACCGUGCUGGGGAUCCACCUGAACAAAUGGAGGCUGGACGUGAAGCUGGGCGUGUACGUCUUGGUGUUGUACGCGAUCUUCCUCUGCUUUUCCGUCAUGAUUGAAUACAACGUCUUCACCUUUGUCAACCUGCCGAUGUGCAUGGAGGAGUAGAGCACAGCAGCAUGGCUCGGAUACCAAAACCUCAACACUCCAAUAGCAACCCCAAAAACUGAUCUUUUUGUUUUUUUUUCAAUAGUACUGGACCUAUCUGCAGACUUCUUUUUUUUUUUCUCUCUUGCACUCUUUCUUGUAAUCCUUUUUAGUACCAAAUAUGAGUUUAAUUUCCUCAAGAGGCAGUACACGGCGUACGAGUGGACUCCAUUCUGUCUCAUUUGUCCUCUUGUCACACGGUGCCGGCCCAUAAUUCCAAUUAUUUUGGGCAUUGCCUGUUAUUGCAGUAACGUCUUUAGUUCCUCUGUGCGCCUGUUAACUUUCUAUCCAUCUAGCAUGCCUUUUUAGAUGUCGGGGAUCUCCAAAAUCAGAAGUGCCCCUGUUGAUAGUUGGUGUGUACUUUCACUGUUUUCACAUUGUAGAUUUCCACACAUCAUUUCCAAAGCCUUUCCACAAACCAGUGUCUGGAAGAAGAAAAAAAAUCAUUUGAUUCUAACCAAAACCCCCACACAGCGAUAACUCUCCUUAAACUUCUUCCCAAAAUAAUUACAGUUACCAACACCCAAAGAUAAUAAGUGCACUCCUUUUUCCCCUCUCGACACCAUGGAGGAGGGCCUUGUCCUUGGCAGCUCCCCUCCUCCAACCUGAACCGACUCCCCUGGCAUGGCCUUUGGCAUCAUGGAGCAGAUACUGUUAGCACUUCACUUCAGAAACCCAACAAUUCUCAACCCUUAUCUGCUUGAUCAAAUCUGCUUUUUUUUUUUUUCUAAAAGAAAAGACAUUUUGGUCAGGACACUUUGUGUCAAGAUGUAUCGCAGUCCAGAUCAGAUGACUGUGAGGGUGUUAUGCAUAUGCAACACUGCACAAUGUAAACUUGUAAACACUUUUUUUGUUUUUGUAUUUAUUUUUUCAAACCAAGGUUCUGUCUAGAAUGAAAUACGGAGGAGAGCUUGUUGCAAAUAUAAGACAUUGCCUGUUUUUCACUGAAACCAAUUGCACAUGGAAAUGCUUUUUUGCUUUGUGCUGUAAGGAGAUUUGACCACUCAGAGGUAUCUGGCUGGUGCUGGCUACUCCACUCCAGCAUUAUGUUCAUUCAGCGAUGGGUCAGUCCACUUCUUCUGCACAACUUCAGAAAAAAAAAAACUGGCUCCCAAUCUGUGCAAUGCCAUGGAUUUUUGUCAUCAGUUGACUUGUUGUCAUCUUGAGACAGCAGCAGCAUGGAGGUCGUUUCGAAGAAAAUUACCAGACGGUUCUCAACACUGACUGUCUGCUUUAACAAUCUCUGGCCAGUAGAGGGUACCGCAGCCCCUCUACCUAGGGCGGGGUUGCCAACUACAGCCGAUGGUUAUCAGGGAUACUCGGAUAUGGACAACUUCAGGAGAUGGUGAUGGUCUCUUGAUUUUGAGUUACAUGUAGAUAUUGCACUUUAACAGUCGUCCUCUCAUUCUGAAUCAACUAGUGCUUCCGUGUGUGUGUGUGCGUGCGUGCGUGUGUCCCACACUGGGCUUUCAACUCUCCACAGACUGGAAACUCUUACAUGAGCACAUCUGCCUCUGUCUGCAGUGCAUGCUGGGACAUUAAAUGCAGCUCCUCCACAGCACAGCGAAAAGGCUGAGGGCUUCUGGGCGUCUCCAUGGACACCGCCCGACCCACUUUACAAAAAUCGGCAGCUACGAGCAGCACUGCAAUCCAGACAUUUUGACAUCAUGCAAAAAUGCCUGUGAGAAGUCCGUAAGUGAGGUUCAGAGACUAAAAAGCGUGUGCGUAGUGUUGAAUAUUCCUCUGCCAGUCGGUUGGCAGCAGGCACUUGUAUAUGCAAUCUCAAUUUUAAGAGUUCUAUGUGAAAGAAGGUCCCUGCAAGGUUGCCAUAUAAAGACGAGGGAUCCCGUGGAGAUGUGACGUUGGUUUGUUUAGUACUUGAUGUGUGAGCUCACAGGUGUGUUUGUGACAGCCCAAAAUCUGAGCCCAAAGGAUGGUUCUGAAACUGUGGCUUUGAGGAAAGUCUUACACACUCUCUCCUCCCCUUUUUCCCCUUUCUGCACUCAAGUUCCCUCUUACACAAGGGCAUUAACUCUCCACCAACCGAGCAGAGGGGGCAGCGGGGACUGCAUGGAUGGAUAGUUGUCCUCCGUCGUCCUGGGACGUCACUUUUUAAGAACCUGGAUAAGAGCAGACUUUAAAGAAUUCAAAAUAUAUAUGUUAAAAAAAGUCAGGACAUCCUUUAGCUGCUACUCUAUUAGGGUUCAAAUGGUUUUGUUUACUGGACACAUGUGACCACACAGGGCCUAGAGACUUCUCUUCACACCCACUAACUGCUUGUACACCGUCCUUUCUCCCUCUCGACCCUUUCAGCGGGUCUUCUGUCUGAGUUGAUUCAGAAUGUGCAGUGUUAUAGUUUUUUUCAUAUUUUUGUUGUUGCUCUGUGUGGUCAUGUCCCGGUUGCUAGCUUUGAGUGGUAAAACCCACAGCCGGGGGGGGGGGGGGGGAAACUGCUUUUUUUUUUUUCUGGUCACUUUGCCAGGCAGCGUACGUUCUCACCGGCUGUUUAACUCGCAUCUUUGUUACAAGUCACUUUUUUAAAGAGGGGGAAAAAAUGAUUAGAAUUCUGAUGCCAUACUUCGUCACAUACGUCGUAGCGCUGCAAAAAUCCAGAUUGUAUGGAAAUCCUGUGUACAAAUUAGGCGCGCGCGCACACACUUCAGAACCCACAUGUUACAAAUGGCAAAUGAACACGAGAGGACCAGUAUGUAUUUCUUGAUUGGAUGCGACCUGAUGCACUGUGAGCUCAAUGUGACGUGGGAGUUGUUUGUCAAGAAUAAUUGAU
Molecule: messenger RNA, 5511 nt
Organism: Etheostoma cragini (Arkansas darter)
Lineage: Eukaryota; Metazoa; Chordata; Actinopteri; Perciformes; Percidae
Gene: slc24a4b
Product: solute carrier family 24 member 4b
Exons: 17
Coding region: 846-2687 (613 amino acids)
Biological process (GO): intracellular calcium ion homeostasis; calcium ion transmembrane transport
Cellular component (GO): membrane
Molecular function (GO): calcium, potassium:sodium antiporter activity; calcium channel activity
Source: RefSeq, a predicted model, not a curated record